Molecule: messenger RNA, 1713 nt
Organism: Perca fluviatilis (European perch)
Lineage: Eukaryota; Metazoa; Chordata; Actinopteri; Perciformes; Percidae
Gene: rad23b
Product: RAD23 homolog B, nucleotide excision repair protein
Exons: 10
Coding region: 144-1295 (383 amino acids)
Biological process (GO): nucleotide-excision repair; proteasome-mediated ubiquitin-dependent protein catabolic process
Cellular component (GO): nucleoplasm; cytosol
Molecular function (GO): ubiquitin binding; polyubiquitin modification-dependent protein binding; damaged DNA binding
Source: RefSeq, a predicted model, not a curated record
UUAAAUAUCUUCCAUAGAAGAAGAAAGGCGAAAAGUCAUGGCGGCUGACAGUUUGUAAUGAGCCAACAAAAACAGACAAGAUUUUUGCAAGUUGGAUCUACAACGUUUGAACUAGGCCCGGUAAUAAAAACUCUGACGACAAAAUGCAGAUAACUUUGAAAACCUUACAGCAGCAGACGUUCAAAAUCGACAUCGAUGAAGAGGAGACGGUGAAGAUUUUAAAAGAGAGGAUUGAAGAGGAGAAAGGAAAGGAACAUUUCUCAGUGGCUGGAUUAAAGCUGAUUUAUGCUGGGAAAGUCCUCAGCGAUGACACAGCCCUCAAAGAAUACAAAAUCGAUGAAAAGAACUUUGUGGUCGUCAUGGUGACAAAGGCUAAAACGGCAUCAGCUGCCCCGCAGCCUUCACCUGCCACUUCAGCUUCCAGCGCUGCAGCUCCCGCAGCGCCUCCUGCCUCAUCGUCCAGCUCUGAAAACACAUCAGGGCCUACCUCUACAGACGACAAACCAGAGGAGAGGCAGUCUCCCACUGCUGAACCAGCUUCCACCCCUGUCGGAAGCUCUGAGGCUUCAACAAACACUAACCUGAUUAAUGAGGCAGUUUCAAAUCUAGUGACGGGCCCAUCAUAUGAUGCCAUGGUGAACGAGAUGAUGCUCAUGGGCUACGAGAGGGAGCAGGUGGUAGCAGCUCUGAGAGCAAGCUUCAACAACCCAGACCGAGCUGUGGAGUACCUGCUCACAGGUAUUCCAGGCAGAGAUCCGGGCCGUGCAUCAGGACCUGAAGCGGUGGUGCCUCCAGUGAGUGGAGUUUCUACUGCACCCAUAGGUGGUAUUAGCCUUCCUGCCAACACUGGCUCUUCAAGUGCUGGAGGAGGCAACCCCUUGAGUUUCCUAAGAAAUCAGCCCCAGUUCCACGUGAUGAGACAGCUGAUCCAGCAGAAUGCUGCCCUGCUUCCUGCCCUGCUGCAGGAGAUCGGCAGGGAAAACCCUGAGCUGUUGCAGGAGAUUAGCAGCCACCAAGAGCAGUUCAUCCAGAUGCUGAAUGAACCCAACCCAGAGGCAGUGCCGGCUGGAGGUGGAGCAGGAGGAGCUGUGGGGGCUGGAGGGAUAGCUGGUGAUGCACCCGGUGGGAGUCACAUGAGCUACAUCCAGGUCACACCACUGGAGAAAGAGGCAAUUGAGAGGCUAAAAGCUUUAGGAUUUCCAGAGGGACUCGUUAUACAAGCCUACUUUGCUUGUGAGAAGAACGAAAACUUGGCCGCCAACUUCCUUUUACAACAGAACUUUGAUGAUGAUUAAAUCGUCAUUUUGACUUUUUUCUUAUUUCUUCCUCUACUUUUUGAUUGUUAACUACAUGUGUACAACAAGCCUUUUACAUAAAAAAAAAAAAAGAUUUAUUCAGCACAUUCACCUUUCUUUAUAACACUGGGUCAUUAUCAGCCUGUGCACAAGGACAGGCUGUUUGUGAUCAGUUUAAAAUGGAGGAACAAUUAAAGUACAACUUUGCAUCAGAAAUCACCUGUGUGCUAUUGAUAAAACAAAAAACACUUUAGUUAAUCAAUAUAGUUUGAAGUAUGCGUCACAUUGAAAGUGAGGUUUGUUCAGGAGGAUAGAUCCGACAGUAUUCAUGCACUCUUAUUCUGUUUUUUUAAGUUGACAAGUAAUGGAGAUUUGAAAAAUUAAAGCUGUGCACAAUAAACAAGCAACAUGUAUGGCA